AUGAAGAUACUCGUGAUGGGCCAUUCAGUGUCGCCCCUAGCGUCCCCGCGCCUAGGCCUCUCUACCACGGCGCGCAUACUGAGACUGAUCUCCCGGGACAUUGCACCAUCGCGUCUGGCGCUUCCACAAGCAUUAUUUUAUGGACAUAAUGUAUUAUGGCGGUGGCGCGUGUUACAGGCCUUCGUGCACAUUUCGACGGCCUACUGCAACUGUACGCGCCAGAGGAUCGAGGAGGAGUUGUACCCACUGCCUCUGGACGUGAAGGAGCUGCUGGCCGAGUUUCAGGCUGUUGACCGCAAGGAGCUGGACCUCGUUGCACCCAGGUUUCUGGGCAAGUACCCGAACACUUACGUGUACACCAAAGCGAUCGCCGAGAACGUAGUGAAGGAGUACGCCGGCGACCUGCCAGUCGGCAUCUUCCGUCCCGCCGUGGUGAUCGGCACACGGUCCGAGCCACAGCCGGGCUGGAUCGACAACAUCUACGGGCCGACGGGCGUUCUGCUGGGAGUCAGCGUGGGUCUGUUGCGUGUCGUCAACAUCGACCCUAACAACGUGGCCAACAUGGUGCCCGUCGACAUGUCGGUGGGCGCGCUCAUCGCGUCCGCCUGGGAGGUGCACAGCGUGCACGGGGCGGGCGGCAGGGGCGCUGGCUCGCUGCCCAUCUACAACUACGUGUCGUCCACGCGGCGGCCCAUCCUGUGGAAGGAGUUCUCUGGCACGGCCCAACGAAUCGGCCCGAAGCUCGCCACCACCAAGACCAUAUGGUACCCGACCAUCACGCUCACCCGCCACUACCACGUCUACCUGCUGCUGUCCUUCUUCCUGCACUUCCUACCCGCGCUGCUGGUGGACGCAGCCACCCUCGCCGUCUUCAGGAAGCCCAAGUUGCUGAAGGUGUACCAGAAGAUCCACCGCUUCGUGAAAGUCAUAUCCUACUUCGGCACGCACAACUGGGACUUCGACGACGGCAACGUGGUGGCGCUGUGGAGGCGGCUGUCGCCCGAAGACCGGACGCUCUGGGACUUCGAUAUCGCCGGGCUGGACUGGGACGACUUCAUCGAGAAGUACAUGUACGGCUGCCGCAUCAACAUCCUGAAGGAGGACCCCAGCACCGUGCCGCAGGGGAGGGUCAAGCUCAGGAGGCUGUACUGGCUGCACACGGCGACGAAGACCGCGCUGGUGCUGCUAGCUCUGAAGGUCAACUGGGUGCUCUUCUCGUCUUUCUUCCAGGCCAUUUGACCGCGUGCGCGUUCCCAGCGCAAGGCACAGCGCGCCUGGCCCAUUUGACCGCCCGUCUCGACACGGGUUCUUCAGUCGCCACGGGACGACUUUCCACGCCCUGGAAAACAAAAACAACAAAAAAUAACCAGAUCGAAGGAAUGAGGAAUCAUGGCACCAGAGUGUUUCUUGACGGUUCCGCGAUGUUGGGUCCAACAUCAAGAAACAUAACCGAGCACGCAGCAGACCAUGAUCACGACCUGGGCGAGAUCUGUUCACAAAUUAAUUCUUUGUGCUAAAAAUUUGCCAUUAAAAACUGUGCAAUGAAAAUAACAUGUUGGUACCAUUGUGUUGAGACUGUAAUGAACUAAGACAGUGGACGUUUCCAUAACUUUACUGCGUGAACACCACAAUAUGACUGAACGCCCAGUAGGCCAUUCUUUUACUAGAGAACGAAUACACAACAUGGAAAUUACACCAACUUUACAAUACUAAAAACACACAUACCAACUGUAACAUAUACAACACAUUGCUAAAUAAAUAUUUUAAAAAUUGUUUUCUCACAACCGCUGACCAACGUGCUGUUAAACACUGUUUUCCAAAUACAUAAAUUUUAUUAGAUUACUGCUACAAGCAGCAAGCAACAAUUUGAGUAAACAUUUUUUAAGAAACCUAAAAGUAUGUUUUUUGUAUUUUUAUGUGUAUUUUUCAUGAGUAGAGAUAACAAUCUAAAUAAUUAUGAUGAUAAUUUUUAAAUUAAGAACCUGAGAAAAUGUAUAUUUCGACUAGCGAAUAACCCGCUGCUUUGCUAACUCAAUUUCAGGCUAUUGCUGACACUGCACCAUUUUAAGAAAAGUAUGUUCUUAAUUCCAGAUAUUUUUUUCAAAAGAAAAAGAAACAAAAAAUAAUUUAUGUUUUUUUAUAAAGUUGUUAUGCGUAAACAUUUAUUUUAAUUUUUAGUACAAAUUAUCUAACUUUAUAAUUCCCAUUUUAGUGUGUCCAAGGAUAUAUAUUACCUUGAUGAAAUCUCGCUUACUUCCUUUUCCAUUUUAUGAGGUAACCAAUUAAAAAUAUAUAUAAGAAACACUAAUCUAUUUCAUUUUUAAUUAAUAUAGUGCCAUCAUUUAAGCUUACCCUUUAAUUUAUUUGGGUUAUAACUAUGAUUAGAAUAAUGAAAUAAUUUCCUCUUAUUACAGAAACAUAUUUAAAGAUUUUAUAGUCAAGUCCAUAUUUAUUUUAAAUUUACAGUACAGACAUCAAAUUUCAUAUUAAGCUUAUGAGUUUAUUCAUAUUAAUAAUAUUAGUAGUACUUAAACAAAAUUCCAAAAUUUUUCAUCCAUCUUCUCUUUUCUUCACGUGGAUACCUAUGUUAGUGAAUAUUAAAAUAUCCGUAGAUAAAAUAAUACCAAACUAAACUUUUUUUUUAACGUGGAUAUGAAAUCAAAAAUAUUUGUAAUAAAAGUACGCAUAUUUUUAAUUGUAAUUUAUCUUGGCGGUACUUAUUUAGUGGAUACAUUUUUUUUUUAUAUCUACCCCUUUUUAAACUAAAGGUGUGUUGUUUCAGAGAACAUUUAAUUAGAGAAUUUAGUUAAAGGCAUGUUGACUAAUCAUUGCCAAUAUAUUAAAUUAAGUUUUAUUUUAUCAGAAGAUAUUAUUUGUUAAUGUUAAAACCACAUUUUCAUUCUUUCACCCCUUAAAAAGAAUUUCACAAAGUAGUAAAAAAUAGUUAGUAAAUUAUCCAUGUUUAUAAAUCAUAUGUCAAAACUUACAUUCCACUCCAUUAGCUGCAGAUAUAUUAAUUUUAUUAUAAAACCAAACUGACCAUCUAUUCACACCUUUUGCGAUUAAAUAUGUAUAUAAAAAAAAUGGUACGUAUAGGUAAAAAUUAUGCUAUGAAAUAAUAUAAUGUACAUUAUUCUACAGAGGCAGUUCUGACUUUGAAAGGAUACUCUUUUAUCAACAGUGUAAUAACUUGUGAUUCCUUUUUACUACAACUAUUUUAUUUUACCAAGUAUAUUCCAGGGUAGUUUCUUUAUCAUAAUGUUUCAUUUGUCACACCAGUACAUACUUUUGGUAUGUCCCCUAAAGUUUACGAAAGUGACUAUACCGGGUUUAUUGCUACAUGGGCCAUUCCAUACCAAAAUGAGCCUAAGUGCAAAAAAUUUAAAAAAAUUAUAAACAAUGUUUAUUGACGUAAUACUGUAGAAAAAAGUCUCACAGUCCAUUGUCCAAAAAAUUAUUAUGAUUCAUUAAUUAUUUCUUUUGUUUUAUACAGUUUAACUUUGUCUAUCUGUGUGGGGAAUCAAGAGUAAAAUUGUUCAUUAAGUUGGCAAUAUUGUUUUUAAUAUUGAUAAUCAGUUGAUGCCUUUGAUUUUAGUGCAGUGACCUUGUUGAAAGUUUAUACUUUACUGCAGCAUUCUCAAUAAUAGUAAGAUAAUUAAAAUUGCUUCAAUAUAGCUCAAGUUUAUUUUGAUAUCAUCUGUGUAACACCCGUUACCAAAAACAUAUAAAAGUUUACAUAAUAACUAAACCAUAACACUUAUAAAAUUAAUGUCUAACAAAUGUGAGGUCAUGUCUCUCAGUAGCAUUUUGAUUACCAAAGAAAAUAUUAAUAUUGAAAUUUAAGGAGUAAAAAUAUGGUAACGGGUGUUACGUAGCAUUGGUAACGGGUGUUACAAGCGCUAUUAACAUGUUGAUUUUGUGUACAGAAAUUGUUAAGGUACCAUAUUAUUGUACUGGAAAACAAAAACUUAACCAAAAAGAAUUUUGUAGAUGUGUUAUGAAACCAAUUCUUGUUUUAAAUGGUUAGUUGGAAUUUUAUCUGCCAAACUGUCCCACAAUAACUGCCUCAAACUUUCACAAGCUAUUUAAAUUAUAAAUGUAAUUAUAGUAAAGUAGCUUACCUUGGAUUAUUUUAAGUAAUAUGUGUAAAAGAAAGUGUAACACUCUCCUGGCUGUGUAUGCCAAAGUUGUGUGUUUAAAUUAAAACUAGGUAGUAACAUGAAA
Messenger RNA from Bacillus rossius redtenbacheri, 4224 nucleotides. RefSeq names its product fatty acyl-CoA reductase wat-like. Gene Ontology annotation, biological process: long-chain fatty-acyl-CoA metabolic process. Gene Ontology annotation, cellular component: peroxisome. Lineage: Eukaryota; Metazoa; Arthropoda; Insecta; Phasmatodea; Bacillidae. The transcript is spliced from 7 exons. Bases 1 to 1239 code for a protein of 412 amino acids. Gene Ontology annotation, molecular function: alcohol-forming very long-chain fatty acyl-CoA reductase (NADP+) activity. The record is from RefSeq and is a predicted model, not a curated record.